Messenger RNA from Limulus polyphemus (Atlantic horseshoe crab), 2049 nucleotides. RefSeq names its product sex peptide receptor-like. Gene Ontology annotation, biological process: G protein-coupled receptor signaling pathway. The transcript has a single exon. Lineage: Eukaryota; Metazoa; Arthropoda; Merostomata; Xiphosura; Limulidae. Gene Ontology annotation, molecular function: G protein-coupled peptide receptor activity. The coding region runs from base 342 to 1547 and encodes 401 amino acids. Gene Ontology annotation, cellular component: membrane. The record is from RefSeq and is a predicted model, not a curated record.
CAGGUGCGUUGAUGGAGCUGAACAUUAUAACCAAGGAUUCAUCGAAAGGAUUUGAUGGUCAAAGCAUUCAAAUUUAAAGAUUUAUGUUUAAAAAUGUUUCAGUUGACCGAGCCAACAGUAUAAUCAAAAGGAUUUAAUGGUUAAAGCAUUCAUAUUUAAAGAUUUAUAUUUAGAAGAUGUUUCAGUCUUUGUAGUACGUUUCGCUCUCUACUAGAAAUCGAACGAUUACAGGUUACAUAAAGGAGCAGAUUUGAUUUGAAAAAAAAACAAACUAAGCAACAAUUUAAUUAGGCGUAAUUUUGUUUUGAAAUACUUAAGUCCACUGACGCUGACUAAACAUCAUGAACGAAAGUGUGGAUAUAUUCACCACUAUAUUUACAAUCUUGGAGGAUGCAUAUGAAAUAAAUAUCACAAAUGAAACGGAUAUGGGUUCGUAUUUACCCAAUUCAUCAGAAAUCCCAACUCUACUGAACAUCACCCGAGACGUUCCGUUCAAGUACGCAAUGCCUUUGUUUGGCUACAUUAUGCCAUUCUUACUAUUAGUGACUAUAGUGGCCAACACUUUAAUUGUAGUGGUCCUGGCGCAACGACAUAUGCGCACUCCAACUAACCUAGUCCUUCUGGCCAUGGCCAUUUCUGACCUGUUAACUCUGUUGUUUCCGGCACCUUGGUAUUUCUAUAUGUACACCCUGGGUAACUACAACAAGGUACUGUUUCCCAUCCCUGCCUGCUAUUCCUACCACUACAUGUAUGAAGUGGUCCCUGCAUUUUUCCACACCGCUUCCAUCUGGCUCACUCUGGUCCUUGCUGUUCAACGCUACAUCUACGUGUGUCACCCGACAGUUGCCACUACCUGGUGCACUGUCCCACGUGUUGUAAAGGCUAUGGUGUCGGUGUACCUCUUAGCGUUCUUCCACCAGUCCACCAGGAUCUUCGACCGUGUAUUUCACCCGAUAACCUUCAGGUGGAACAGUGGAGUUCACACAGGUUGCAUGUUUCAGACAGCAAGUUGGGUGAGAAACGUCAUCAAUGAAAACGUCUACUUUACCUACUACUACGUCUUUCGCAUACUAUUUGUUCACAUAGGCCCUUGCACGGCUUUAGUCGUGUUGAAUGUGCUGCUUUUUCAAGCUCUCAAAGAAGCCCAGCGGAAGCGAGACAAACUUUUCAAGGAAAACCGCAAGAGCGAGUGCAAGAAGCUGAGAGACAGUAACUGUACCACUCUUAUGUUGAUCGUUGUGGUGACAGUAUUCCUUGCUGUGGAGAUCCCUCUGGCGGUGACAACUCUGCUCCACGUCAUGCAGAAUGCUCUCGAACUCCAGAUCGCCGACUAUAAUGAUUUGAACGCCACCAUUCUGUUUACCAACUUCUUUAUUAUGCUCAGUUACCCUUUCAACUUCGCCAUCUACUGCGGUAUGAGUCGACAGUUCAGAGAGACAUUCAAAGAUUUGUUCAUGAUGGGUAAUCUCGUCAGCAGGCGAGAAGGCUCUUCCAGAUAUAGCCUCGUUAAUGGACCACGUACUUCGGCACAUGAGACUGUUCUGUAGAGGGAAUUUCAGAUUUGCUAUGAUAAAGAAGGGGAAGGAAAAAUAAUUUGUUUAAAGUUGAAUGAUGACACAAAACAGUUGCUGGAUUUGUACGGAUUCUCUCCUGAACAAAGGAUAAAUAACAACAGACUCCCAGAAUGAGAGCUUACAAGCAUCUGCCAACUUGGACUGUCAAAUUCAUGUUGGGAAACAUAUUUUAAGGCAUUGCUUCGUGAACCUAGAUUAUCUAUAUUCCAGAAUAUUCCCUGUUCCCAUGGCGCUAUGUGAUAUGCUUACACUAAUAUUUCGGGGCUCAUUAGUGUAAGCUUUCAUAACCGCGAGGGAAUAGCUUCCCUAAAUCUUUAGGUAGUUGCUUUUGGUGCCAUUAAUCUUUACGCUUUUAGUGGACUGUUGCUUCAUUGUUGUUUAAAGAAGAACCAAAGUAAAGUACAUGUUUUUUUGUUAAAUGUCACAUUCGUUAUUCCAAAUACCAAUGUAUAAGACUUGUUCAAUAAAAUGUGAU